This is a messenger RNA of Sphaeramia orbicularis (orbiculate cardinalfish), 1187 nucleotides long. RefSeq names its product glutaredoxin and cysteine rich domain containing 1 a (gene grxcr1a). The transcript is spliced from 4 exons. Bases 114 to 1004 code for a protein of 296 amino acids. The record is from RefSeq and is a predicted model, not a curated record. NCBI's taxonomy places the organism in Eukaryota, Metazoa, Chordata, Actinopteri, Kurtiformes, Apogonidae. Gene Ontology annotation, biological process: sensory perception of sound.
AGUAAUCCAUGGGCGACAAAACAGAGCGUCUGAGCUGCAUGUGAACCUCCGAAUGCGAGGCCAGGAGCUGGGCUGCAGUACUGUGGACCAUGUAAUGUGGCAGAGGGUUUCCAAUGGAGGAGACCAUGAUGACGGCGGGGCAGGACAAGCCACAGAAGCGGGUGAGAUUCCGCGUGGCUUCGGGGAACAGCGGCCGGGUGCUGAAGGAGAUGUUCAAGGAUGAGGGGCCUUCAGACUCCCUGGACUCAGACUGCACCAGCAGCUCUGACGCCGAGCGGGCCAGCACCCCCUCCACCAGCGGGGACGCACACGGACACCUGUACGGAUACCUGGGCUCUGAGCUGGACGACAGCGAGGGGGAACCGGAUGACCUGCUCAUGUACGCAGGGGCAACCAAAGACUGGAUGUUCACCACCAAGAGGGUCAACAUACUGAGUAAAAAUGGGACUGUGAGGGGGGUCAAGCAUAAAGUGACAGCAGGACAGACCCUGUUUGAGAACCUCCCCACUUCCAGCAGUAUGGAAUUAGCGCUUGAAUUUGGGCGGAUUGUGAUCUACACUACAAGUUUCCGUGUCGUGAGAACCACCUUUGAGCGAUGUGAGCUGGUGAGGAAAAUCUUCCAGAACCACAGGGUGAAGUUUGUAGAAAAAAACAUCGCCCUGGAUGGCGAGUAUGGAAAGGAGCUGGAGGAACGCUGCAAACGUGUAGGAGAGCCUCCUUCAUUACCUGUUGUGUUCAUUGAUGGACACUACCUUGGGGGGGCUGAGAAAAUCCUAGGCAUGAAUGAAUCAGGAGAGCUACAAGAUCUUCUGACAAAAAUUGAGAGGGUGCAGCAUCCCCAAACGUGCCAGAACUGUGGGGGCUUUGCCUUCAUCCCAUGCCCAACGUGCCAUGGCAGCAAGAUGUCUGUGUUCCGCAACUGCUUCACGGAUUCCUUCAAAGCCCUCAAGUGCACUUCCUGCAAUGAAAACGGCCUGCAGGCUUGUACGAGCUGCAGCCAGUGAAGAUCUUAAGUGCCUGACCUGAUGAUAUCCCUCUUUUUCUUAUUUUUAUUUUUUUCUGGGACAAUAAACUGAACUAGCAGAGACAUGACACACAGCAGGAUUUAUUUUUCUUCCAUGGCCAUUGUUAGUUUGAAACAAGCAUUUGUAAUAAAAUCUGUGAGUUUGAGUCAUUCAUUAAUGAUA